Molecule: messenger RNA, 1005 nt
Organism: Aspergillus campestris IBT 28561
Lineage: Eukaryota; Fungi; Ascomycota; Eurotiomycetes; Eurotiales; Aspergillaceae
Exons: 1
Coding region: 153-839 (228 amino acids)
Biological process (GO): oxidative demethylation
Molecular function (GO): oxidoreductase activity; demethylase activity
Source: RefSeq, a predicted model, not a curated record
UCUCGAGCAGCUAGGCUCUCACGUCAAAGACCAUUAGGCAUCUAAGCAAACAUUGCAGCACAAUGUCUGUCUAAGUGUUUCCAAGCCGUGGACCAAAUGGCCGAAGCAAAAUCUACCCGUCACGUGCAACCAUCACAACCACCGCGACGGCCAUGACGGAAACGCCAACCCAACUGACCGAGCUGCCCAUCGAGCCUCGGGGUCUCUUCUGGCAAGAUGACUUCGUGUCGGCGGAGCACGAGCAGCGUCUAAUCGCCCUCUUCAAGGGGCUGGAAUGGGCCGACCGCCCAGGCCGUCUAUCUCUCCACUACGGCUACACCUUCGACUACAAGACCUUCGACAUCGACCCGGAGAUUCCCUACAAGGAAUUCCCGGACUGGCUGCGCCCGCUCAUUCCGCCGACGGAAUCCCGCCCGCCCGACCAGGUCUGUCUGCAGUUUUACCCGCCCGGCGCGGGCAUCCCGCCGCAUGUAGACGCCCACGGGCCCUACGACCAGCUGUAUGCGCUGUCGCUGGGGGCCCCUGCGCUCAUGCAGUUCCGGCGCGGCGAUCGCAGAGUCGAGGUUGAUUUGACGCCGCGGAGUAUGAUGCAGGUGGCGGGCGACUCCCGGCUGCAUUGGACGCAUGGGAUUAAGAAGCGCAAGACGGACACGCUGUCUGAUGGGACUGUUCGGCUGAGAGAGAACCGCUGGAGUAUUACGUAUCGGUGGUUGAGGGAUGGGGACUGCGAGUGUGGGGAUCUGGAGCUGUGUGAUGUUGCGCAGCGGCGGAAUGGCGCGGAGAAGGAGAAGAGGUCGGUGAAGGCGUUGGCUGAGAAUGAUGCUCAAGCUGCUGCAUAGUGUUUAGACUAUGGCUUGCAGGGGUAGCGAUUGACUUAUCAAGAAGCUCGUCUCAUCUACGAAUGACUGCUUGUUCCUGUAUGGACUUGACUUGUGUAUGUAUGUAUUAGAGCUGUAAAUAUUGACAUACGACGGAAAGGAUCGAGACAUUUCAAAGAAAGAAGUA